Messenger RNA from Eptesicus fuscus (big brown bat), 528 nucleotides. Its product is annotated as gamma-crystallin D-like. Gene Ontology annotation, biological process: visual perception; lens development in camera-type eye. The transcript is spliced from 3 exons. NCBI's taxonomy places the organism in Eukaryota, Metazoa, Chordata, Mammalia, Chiroptera, Vespertilionidae. Bases 1 to 528 code for a protein of 175 amino acids. The record is from RefSeq and is a predicted model, not a curated record. Gene Ontology annotation, molecular function: structural constituent of eye lens.
AUGGGGAAGAUCACCUUCUACGAGGACCGCGGCUUCCAGGGCCGCCGCUACGAGUGCAGCAGCGACCACCCCAACCUGCAGCCCUACCUCAGCCGCUGCAACUCCGUCCGCGUGGACAGCGGCUGCUGGAUGCUCUACGAGCGCCCCGACUACCAGGGCCCCCAGUACUUCCUGCGGCGCGGCGACUACCCCGACCCCCAGCAGUGGCUGGGCCUCAGCGACGCGGUCCGCUCCUGCCGCCUCAUCCCCCAGGUGAGUCCCUCCCACAGGAUCAGGCUGUACGAGAGGGAAGACUGCAGAGGCCAGAUGGUGGAGGCCACGGAGGACUGCUCCUCUCUCCAGGACCGCCUCCACUUCCAGGAGGUGCACUCCCUCAGCGUGCUGGAGGGCUGCUGGGUGCUCUACGAGAUGCCCGGCUACCGGGGCCGGCAGUACCUGCUGCGGCCGGGGGACUACCGGCGCUCCCACGACUGGGGGGCCGCCAGCGCCCGAGUGGGCUCCCUGAGGAGGGCCGCGGAUUCCUACUGA